This is a messenger RNA of Sinocyclocheilus rhinocerous, 10546 nucleotides long. RefSeq names its product trichohyalin-like. The record is from RefSeq and is a predicted model, not a curated record. The transcript has 12 exons. Bases 130 to 9984 code for a protein of 3284 amino acids. NCBI's taxonomy places the organism in Eukaryota, Metazoa, Chordata, Actinopteri, Cypriniformes, Cyprinidae.
GGGAGGGAGGGGGGCUCCAGCUCGCGCUUACAUACACACAACUACUGUGUAACAGCCACGUAAUAUUCAUCCACGGGGGUUUACGGGAAUAAAAAAUUAUUAUAAUCGACGGAGUUUUUAAAAAUCAGGAUGGCAUUUCCUGUAGAUAUUCUGACAAAUGUGGAUCAUGAGACCUUAGAGCUAACAGCUGAGGAAUACAUGUCUCAGCUCCCCUACAGAAAUACAGAGUACUUCAGCCUCUCUGAUUCCGAACAGAUAGAAGUUGGACUCUGCAAUGUGAGUUUUGUCCCUCUAUAUGGAACAGAUACUGAAAAAAAGCUCCUUGCGUUGUUCUCACCUGAUGACUCGAACACAAUUGUAGGUCUAUAUUUGCUGGAUCGGUGGUGGGGGGUUGAAGAUGUUCUUAAAACAGCAGAGCCCUCAAGAACAGGCCUGAUCAAGGUCAGCACACUUGGGGAAAGGAUAGUCCUAUAUGUUCUCAACAGAAUUGUGUUGAGAAAUGAGAAGAGCGGUGAAGAUGUUUUCUUUCUCUGUCAUUGUGAGCGUGAAGCUGCAAAAAUACUAUGGGAGGAUGGAGAGGCCAUUGGCUUUUACUCAUUCAAACCCAAAGGUAGCUUAUGCAGAAACUUCGUGACCCAAUGCUAUCAACUUCCUGUAAUGGACACAAUAUUUGUCAGGAAGUGUCACCGGGGCCAGGGUCAUGCCAUAAAGAUACUGGAAGACUUUGUUGGUAGCUUCAGAAAUGAGUACAUAGGGUUAAAAUUUCCUCUUUCAGAAGCUAUUUAUAAAGUUUGUGAAAAGUACUUCAGUAGAUAUCCAGCAGACAAGGAGCUUCUGUGGGAAGUAGAGAAAAUAGGAAGCCCUUUCCAGAGAAUUCUAAUAGCCAACAGGUUACAGAAGUUGAAGCUAAAGGAGAAGGACCAGGUUGUGAGCAAACUGAAUUUUGACGAAGGUGAUGCCACUGCUCCGAUGGAAAUUGAGAUCACAAAAAUUCAGGAAACCACUGAAUAUACAGUGGAGAUUGUGGAGGAGACCAUCAUAGACAUCACCAAAGAAGUAGAUGACAUACCUGUCACAAGGCGUGGCAGAGGUAGCAACCUGAAACGAAGAGCUAUCAGAGAAAAUUCAGAGGAGAGGCUUUCAGGGAACAUAAUCAGGGUGGAAGACAUUGAGGCAGGAGUUGAAAGUUCAGUCGAGGUGGCAGCCGUGGAAAAUCUUAACACUUUUUCUGUAAAAGAAUCAGAAACAGUACUCAGGAGCUCAGUAGACACUGUAACUGCAACUGUGACCAACUUUGCAGAGUUUAGAGGAUCACAAAAAGAGGAGACACGUGAAAUUGAAAACGACAUUGUCACAGCUACAUCAGAGGGGAGUCCAGUCACCCACCUCACCACAGCUGGGGAAAUAAAGAACCAAAGAGGUAGUAAAGAGGAAUGUGAAAUGGUUAUUAAGGAGUACACUAUAGAUAUACAAGGAGCCACUAUAGGGUCUAUUGACCAAAACCAACUUCAGUCUGUGGUGGACGUAGAAAUUGUUAAGAUGAGUACAGGAACUGAAGAGGGAAAAAAUGAAAAUUUAGGAAAGAACGAAGAGGUUGAGGAAGAUGAACCUGUGUGUGAGGCAGAGAUGGAGGAAAUAAAACAAAUGCCAGAUGAACCGAAAGAGGAAAAAACUGCGAGUGAGGUGGCCGAGCAAUCAGAGACUCGUGCUAAAUCAACAGAAAAAGUACAAACACACUGGGAUAUGGAAAUAACAGAGAAUAAAGAAAGAGCAGAAGAUGAGGUUAUGGCAGAAAGUGAAAAGGACCUAAUUGAGGAAAACAGAGAUGAAAACACAGGCCAAGAGAAAAGUGAACCAAAGGAUGAAGACACAGUUUUGCAACAGUUUGUGGAAGUUAAAGACCAGAUAGAGAUGGAGGCAGAUUCUGUGAGAGAGGUCCUUACUACUGAAGAGAUCUUAUGUGACCAGCCCAAACAAAAUGAGGCUGAAACAGAAGUCCCUGAACCAAACCAAACAAUGACAAACAAGGAUACACUAAUUGAAAAAGCAAGUAAACAUACUUUAGGCCCUGAUGAGCCAGAACAGGACUUCAACAAGAGAACAUCAGGUUUAACUCCUUCAAGGAAGUCCAAAAGACUCAGGCAUCAGCCUGCUGAAACAGAUCUUGCAACUACAAAGUCUGUGAAAACAGGCCAACAAAGAUCCAAACAUCACAGCAAAGUAAUUAUGCAAGAUGAAGAUACUGAACAAUCAACAGAUGAACCUGAACAUGAUGUUUCUGAGGUUAUGGAAAAGAUACAAGAAGCUCAAAUUGAAAAUAAGGUAGAGUCUGAGGUUGAGGAAUACAAAGAAAAAGACAUGCUUACAGUGGAAACUGUGUCUACUAUGGACGUUGAAAUUACACAGGUUGAGGAAACUGUAUUUCCUGAAGUUUCUGAAUUAGUGGAAAGAAACGAAACAGAUCAAGAAGAAGCACCACUACAGUCGUCUGUAGAGCCUCCUGAGAUACAGGAAUCAAAAACAACACCUGAAGAGGAUGAGGAGACAGUGGAGAAUAGCACUGAGAUGUUGACAUUGAGUGAAGCCAAAGUUGUGCUUGUAGAUCUGCAUGAAUGUUCUCCUAAGGAGGCAGGUGAUAAUCAUGGAGAGAUCGGUAUUCCUGAACAAGAGGAAAUUAAACUCACCAUGUCAUCUGAGCUACAAGCAACUGAAGAAAAUAUGAGAAAAGAAGAACAAGAUGGUACAUUAGACACCAAACCCAUGGAAGAACCAGCCUGUACUACUACAACAGAAGGAUAUGUUGUAGCAGCUGAUGCCAACAGAACUCCAGAACAAUCAACUGCAUACAAAGAUCAAGAGUAUGAGCCAGAAUCAGAAACCACAGAGGCUGUUCUUCUAAGCCAAGUUGAGGUACCAGAGAUAACGGACACUGAACAAGAUAAAGAGGAUAAGCAAGAUUUGUAUGAGGCAGACAAGUUUCCCAUGCAAGGCAAACAAACUCAAAAGAAAGGCUCUAUCGACAUCCCAAGUAGAUCCACAAGACUUAAAGAUCAGCCUGUUGACCCUGGGGUGACAGUUAGAUGUCUUAGGAGCACUUUGAAACCAGUCAAGAUCACCCCUGUUAGGAGAUCUACACGUAGCAAAGCAGUGAUUCAACAGGUGGAAAGUGUUGAGCCUCAAGUUGAUGCAAAACUCAGGACUGAUGAAAACCCUGAGAGGGAUGAACUUAUUGUGGAGGAUGUAAGUCCAGAGGAGAAUGAAAUGGCAAACACAAAUGCUGAUGAAACUGCAAGUGUUGAAUGUGGAAGCUCUGAAAUCCUUAGAGCUGCAGAAAUAGAUGAUAAAGAGAAAGAACCUCAGAUUACAAAGGUUACUGAGGAAAUCCCACUUAUAGCAACAGAAGCUAAGGAGGAUGUAUUAGAAAACAGAGUUGAAGACAUCAAAAAUAUUGAGAACAAGGAAGCAAAUUUAGCUGGACAAUUGGACCGUGACAUAGGGAUGAGCAGUCUUGCUCAGGAGGUACAUGUCCAGGAAGAAGAGGUGCCAAUCAGCACAGAAAGACAUCUCAGACGUAGAACAAUAAGAGUUCAGACUCCACUGACAAGGAAAUCUAGAUGUGCACAGAAACAAAAAGCUGAAGCAGAUGUUGAACAUCAGGAAAGACACACAGUGGUGAGCAAGAAUAAAACUGAUACAAUAUUGAUGACAAAAGAGAGAGAGGAUGAAAUGGGUCAAGAUGUCAACAAGAUGGAGAACAAAGAAGAACAUUUCGCUGAGUUGGAGCCAGUGGAAGAACCAAACAUGAGUAGAAAUGAAUAUGAAAAAACAUCAGCAAUAACAGAAGAGACUGUGGAUGGCUGUAUACCAAUUAUUACAACCGAGGCCAGUUUGGAAAGUCUUGAUGAAAUAGUAAACACAAAUACUGAGGAAACUGCCGUUCCAGAGAGUUCCGGACUACCUUUAGGUGUAGAAAUAGAUGAUCAGGAGAAAAAAAUUCAGAUUGUUGAUGGUCCUGAAAAAAAGGUCUCACUUGUAGAACCUGGUAAGGAGGUAGAGAAUGAUGAUGGUACUCCAGCAAUAAAAUUACAAAAAGCCACAGUAGUACUUGUGGAUUUGAGCAGACUUUCCCAAAAUACAGAAAGAGAGGGUGAGGCUUCAGAAGACCUGACACAUUUCCAAACGGAGGAAAAACUGGAACUGUAUGAACCAGAUACAAGUGAACAAGAACUGUCUAAUCUGGCAUUAGAAGAGGAGGAACAACAAGAAGAAGUACAAACACAGGAAGACACUGAAAAGACCCCUGAGGAAGAGAAAAUGGAGGAAGAAAACACAGUUGAAGAGCAGAACAAACUCGAUAAACAAGACAUGACAUUUGAAGAGCAAAAGCCAACUGAAGAUUUGGCCACAAUGCCAGCUGAGGGCAGCCUGGUGGAAAGCAAUAAAAUUGAAAAUAAACAGAAUGAGGAUGAAGGGGUGAGCGGUCUUGCCCAGGAGAAUGCUGUUCAAGAAAACUUAGAAGAGGAGGCACCAGUCAGCACACAGCGAAGUCUUAGACGAAGAACAAAAAGAGUUCAGUCUCCACCAAGAAGAAAAUCUAGACGUAUACAAAAACAAGGGGCUGACGUAGAAGUUUAUAGGGCUGUAGGUGAGGAUGUGGAAGAAGCAGUAAAUUCUGGAGAGCAUCCUGAAAAAACAACAACAAUGGCAGAUGAAAGAAAUAUAAUUCAUGAGGCAGAAAAAGAUCACAAUAUUACUUUAAAAGAAAAGCCAACAGACAGUGACAUAGAAAUGAGUGUUCUUGCUCAGGAGGCACCAGAAACUGACCAGGAAGUCUUAGAAGAGGAGGCAUCAGUCAGCACAGAGAGAAGUCUCAGGCGUAGAACAAUAAAAAUUCAGUCUCCACCAAGAAGAAAAUCGAGACGUAUGCAAAAACAAGGGGCUGACGUUUCUGAAGAUAAAACUGAAAUAGUCCUAAUAACAGAAACGGAAGCUGAUGAGGUGGAUCAAGGUGUAGAAAUAGUUGAUAAAGAGAAAGCGCCUCAAACAUCAAUUAUAGAUGCUACUGAGAAGGUGAUCCCACUCGUAGAAGCAGAACCUGAAGAUAAUGUUGUAGAACAAGGAGUUGAAGAAAUCAACAAGUUGGAGAACAAGGAAGCAAAUUUAGCUGUGACUAGAGACACAGGUGAGGAGACAUCUGAGGUGGGAGAAGAGGCCAAUUUAGAGCAACAACAAAAUGAGCCACUGGUUAAAAAUGACAAAGAAACAGCUGAGACAGAAACAUCCAUGGAGUUUGCCCCAGUUGUUAGCAAAGAGCAAACAUUCAUUGUAGGGGGGACCACCAUCCAAAUAGAGAAGGAGGUCUCACGGGUCUCACUUGUAGAAGCAGAACCUGAUGAGGAGGGAGAAAAAGAUGAUGGCACUCCAGUAAUACAACUGCAGAAAGCCACAGUAGUACUUGUAGAUUUAAACAAACUUUCCCAAAAUACAGAAGGAGAGAGUGACACUCCAGAAGUCCUGACACAUUCCCAGACAGAGGAAAAACUGGAACAAGAUAAACCAGAUAAUAGUGAAUAUCAACUAUGUAAUCUGACAUCAGAAGAGGAAGAACAGCUAGAACAACUAAAAAAAGAGGAAGAUACUGAAAAGACCCCUGAGAAAGACAAAAUGGAGGAUGAUAACACAGUUGAAGAACAGAAUGAACCCAAUAAACAAGACAUGAUAUUUGAGGAGCAAAAACCAACAGAAGAUUUGGAAGAACAAAAUGACUUAAAAGUGACAGAGAUCGUAGAAGUUUAUAGGGCUGUAGAUGAGAAUGUGGAAGAAGCAGUAAAUUCUGGAGAGCAUCCUGAAAAAACAACAACAAUGGCAGAUGAAACAAAUAUAAUUCAGGAGGCAGAAAAAGAUCACAAUAUUACUUUAAAAGAAAAGCCAACAGACAGUGACAUAGAAAUGAGUGUUCUUGCUCAGGAGGCACCAGAAACUGACCAGGAAGUCUUAGAAGAGGAGGCAUCAGUCAGCACAGAGAGAAGUCUCAGGCGUAGAACAAUACAAAUUCAGUCUCCACCUAGAAGAAAAUCGAGACGUUUACAAAAACAAGGGGCUGAAGCUUUUGAAGAUAAAACUAGAAACAUCCCAAUAAGAGGAAAGGUAGUUGAUGAAAUGCAGGAAACACUUAAGAAAUCAACUGUAGAGGCUACUGAGCUCAUCCCAUUUGUAGAAGCAGAACCUGAAGAUAAUAUAGCAGAAAAAGGAGUUGAAGAAAUCAACAAGAUGGAGGACAAGGAAACAAAUUUAGCUGUGACAAGAGACACAGAUGAGGAGACACCUGAGGUGGACGAAGAAGCCAAUUUAGAGCAACAACAAAAUGAGCCAUUGGUUAAAAAUGACAAAGAAACAACGGAGACAGAAAAAUCCAUGGAGAUUGACCUAGUGGUUGGCAAAGAGCAAACAUUCAUUGUAGGGGGGACCACCAUCCAAAUAGAGAAGGAGGUCACACGGGAUGAGGAGGUAGAAAAAGAUGAUGGUACUCCAGUAAUACAACUGCAGAUUGACCCUGUGGUUAGCAAGGAGCCAACAUACGUUGUAGGAGGGACCACCAUUCAAAUAGAGGAGAAAUUCUCACAGGGGGAAAGCACAGAAACCGAUCAAAGUGACAAUGAAAGGAUCACAAGGGGAAGUCUCAGGCUCAGUGCGAAAUCAGUCACAGCUACACAGAAGACAAGAACAUCUACACGUCUCCACAAAGUAGAGUUGGACCCAGUGAAAGAGACAAAUAUGAGUAGAAAUGAACAUGAAGAAACCUCAGCAACAACGGAAGAGACUGUGAAUGUGUGUAUGCCAAUAAUUACAGUAGAGAGCAACUUGGAAAGUCUUGAUGAAAUAGCAAAUACAAAUGUUGAAGAAACUACAGCUGUUGAACCUGAGACUUCUGAACUGCUGAUGGGUGAAGAAAUAAAUGAUAAAGAGGAGCCCUCUCAGAUUGUAAAGGAGGUCCCACCUAAAGAAGCAGAACCUGAUGAGGAGGUAGAGAAAGAUGAUGGUACUCCAGUAAUACUGCAAACAGACACACUAUUACUUGUAGAUUUAAACAAACUUUCUCAAAAUACAGAAGAACAGACUGACACUCCAGAUGUCCUGACACCUUUUCACACAGAGGAACAACUGGAACUGUAUGAACCAGAUAAAAGUGAAUAUCAACUAUGUAACCUGAUAUCAGAAGAGGACAAACAAGACAUGACAGUUGAGGGGCAAAAACCAACAGACGAUUUGUUAGGACAGAAUGAUGUAAAGGAGAGAGAGAAUGUAGAGGAAUAUAAGAUGGUCAUAGAUGAAGAUGUGGAAGAAAGUGUAACAUCUGGAGAACAUCCAAAAGCAACAACAAUUGAAGACAAAACAAAUAUAAUUCAGGAGACAGAAAAUAAUCAAGAUAUUUCUUUAAAAGAGAAACAAAUGGAUAGUGACCUAGAGAUGAGAAGUCUUGCUCAGGAGGCACCAGAAACUGUUCAGGAAGUCUUAGAAGAGGAGGCGUCAGUCAACACAGAGAGAAGUCUCAGGCGUAGAACAGUAAAAAUUCAGUCUCCACCAAUAAAGAAAUCUAGACGAGCACAAAGACAAGAGGCUGAAGUUUUUGAAGAUAAAACUGUAACAGUCCAACUAACAGGAAAAGGAGAUGAAGAAGUGCAUAAAGAAGGAACAGAAAUAGAUCAAGAGGAAAUACUUCAAAAAACAACUGUAGAAGCUACUGAGAACAUUGUCUCACUUAUAGAAGGAGCACCUGAUGAGAAUGUAAUAGAAAAAGGAUUUGAAGAAAUUAACAACAUGGAGAACAAGGAAACAAAUUUAGGGAAUGAGGCAACCCGUGAGAUGGAAAGAGACAAAGUCAAUUUAGAGCAACAGGAAAAUGAGCUAUCUGUUGAAAAUGAGAAAGAAACAGAAAAACCCACGGGGAUGGAUGAAGUUUCGGUGGUUGACAAGGAGCAAACAUACGUUUUAGAGGAGACACCCAUUCAAGCAGAGGAAGAGAUCUUGCAGGUGGAAAGCUCUGAAACCAAUGAAAAUAAAAGUGAAAGGACGACAAGGAGAAGCCUAAGGAUCAAUUCACAAUCCAUCACAUCUACACAGAAGACCAGAAAAUCUGCACGUCUCAACAAAGCAGAGUUGGAACCAGUAAAAGAAGCAAAGAUGAGUAGAAAUGAAGAAACUUCUUCAAUGACAGCAAAGACGGUAAAUGUCUGUGUACCGGUCACCGUUGAGACCAAUGUGGAAAAUCUUGAUGAAGAUAGAGAUGCGAGUAAAAGGGAGGAAAUUACUUCAGAUGAGCAAGACAUAGACAUAUCAAAUGAUAAGGGAAGGGUGGAUGAAGCUUUGCCUGAAAUAUCUACAGAUGUUGAAGAAGAGGAGACUAUGACCUUAAUUAAAAUAACUGAAAAUGAAAUUCUGCUGGAAAUGGAUAAAAUGCAAAAAGAUGUAGAGGGGGGAGUUCAGGAAGAAAAAAAAGCAGAGCCUUCACAGGAAAACACAGAGCAGCAACAAGAAGAAGCAGUGUCACUGGGUGAAAAUGUGGGGGAAACCGAUCUGACAAAUGAAUUUAAGACAACAGCUGUGGAGGAGAAGGUUGCUUUAGAAAACUCAGAGCAAGAAGCAGCUUUCAUUACAAGAAGCCUCAGAUACCGAACAGUAACAGUCCAAUCUACACCAAGAAGUAAAUCAAAACACCUCCACAGACAAGAGCUGGAGUCAGAAAGAGAAACUGAUCAUUUAAAUGUCCCUACAGGGAAGGAGAAUGAGGCAUUAAUUGCUGAGGACAGCACUGCUGAAUUUGAAAAUUUGGAGACAAAAGAGGGAGAGGGCGUAAUUGAGACAAAUACAGACGGAAAGUCAGAAAACACAGGGACAAAAGAUGAUACUAAGGAGAAAGGAAACAAAAUUCUGUUUGAAAUCAUGGAAAGUAACAGUGGCGGCCAGGUAAACACUGAACAGAACAAAGCUCAAGAAGAAAAUCUUGAGAGAGAAGAUAUGCCGAUGCUUAAUGAACAGGAGGAGGAAGAGGUUUCCAGUGUACAGAAGGAAGCAAAACCACUCCAAGAAAGAGAAAAUGAGGGAGCCGCAGAAGGUGUGCAAGGAAGAUCUGCUGAUUUGGAGGAAAAAGCAGUGGAAAUGAGAUCCCUGAGAAAAAGAAUGACUGUAGAAACAGCUGCUCCAAGGAAAUCUAAACGUCUUCGUAAACAAGAGCAUGAUGACGAUAGUGAGCAAGUCAAGGAGGCAGUUAUGGGACAAACUGACUCAGUAGAAGUGACAUUUACAGAAGACAGUGUAGAGCUGAGGUCAGAUGCAACUGCAGCAGUUUUUGAGGGAAGUCAUUUGGGUGAAGAAACACUACAAAAAAUACAGAAAAAUGCACAAGGGACUAAAUCUGAUGGAGAAUGCAAUGUACAUAAAGACACAGAGCCAGGUGCAGGUGAAUCUCAAGAGGAGCAAAAACAGAGCAGAUUAAAUAAAACCCAGACUGAUGAGGAUAAAAAAGAGGUUAUGACAGAUGAAAUAAUAGAGGAAGUGAUAGAGCAACAUGUAGAUGUUGAGUCCAGUACAAAUGAGGGCAUCACUUUAGCGUUGGAGGUAGAGGAAACUUCUGAUCAAGAAGAAAACAAAGUAGAUGAGCAGAGCAGAGUGGUGAUGGAGGCUCCAAAAGAGAUAUCCCCAUCUGUAGAAAAAUAUGAGAAAGGUGAAGAAAAUAUCUCUGAUGACGAUGAGAAAGGUCUUUCCAUUGGAAAGCAUGUUGUUCAGAGUAGCUCAACUACUGCUUCAACCAGACGAAAAUCAAUGAGGCUACAAAUGCAUGAAUCCAAAAAGAAGGAAGAUGAAUCAGAUUCUGAAUCAGAAGUAGAACGAACAGCGAAACAGAGACAUCAGAGGAAAAGAAAAGCCAUUACUGACUCAACAUCAGCACGCAGAUCAAAACGCCAUGUUAGGGCAAGAAUUGUUUAGCAGAUUAGUGAUUUGUGGCUCUUGUGUUAGUACAAGCCUCCUAUGCAUUGCUUAAGGGACCAGCCAAUUAUAUACAUAAUGUGAAAUUUUCUAUUACAUUUUCAUAUGCAAAAUAAUGCAAACUAUUUUCAACAACUAUAUUUUGUAUUUUUUUCUGAAAUAUUUGGGAUUUUAUAAAACGGGUGUUUCUUGAAAUUAGGAUUGACUGAAAUAUGCAUGCUCAGUGUAACAUUUAGUUGAUAAAUGUCUAACUAUAUCUUUAGUUUAGACACUUUUUUUCAUUUUUCUUCUAUAUUAUGCAUUGCAAAUACAUUAUAGAGGUAGUUUUUAAUGUGUAGCACUAUUUUUAUAUUCAGUUAAAUGAAACAUGCAACAGUCCACUCCACUGCAUUCAGUUUGGUUCUGGAUUGGAUGCUAAAUUGAUCUAAUUCGUUCCUUAUUUUUAGAGUACACAGGUGCUCACACAGCAUAGGUGUUCGUUUGAAACAUUUUUCCAAUGUGCAUUACACUCUUAAAAAUAAAGGUGCUUCACGAUGCCAUAGAAGAACCUUUUUGUCUAAAU